Messenger RNA from Hemicordylus capensis (graceful crag lizard), 5605 nucleotides. RefSeq names its product SH3 domain and tetratricopeptide repeats 1 (gene SH3TC1). Bases 304 to 4272 code for a protein of 1322 amino acids. The transcript has 17 exons. Lineage: Eukaryota; Metazoa; Chordata; Lepidosauria; Squamata; Cordylidae. The record is from RefSeq and is a predicted model, not a curated record. Gene Ontology annotation, molecular function: protein binding.
GGUAAUAUCAAAUAAAAUGGGAGUCCCGAUAUUUCAACAAGUUAAUAGCAACCAAACACAUUUUUUAAAAAUGGUUCUAGGAUUAACAGUAUCUGUUAAUGGUCAACUUACUGUUGGUUCACAUCUAAUCUCUGGACUGUUUAGCUAACAGGAAAAGUAAAAAAAAGAGAGAGAGAAAGAAAAAGAGAAGCUCAAACAGGAAGGACUGUAUCAGAAAUCGGUUGGGACAAGAGGAGAAAUAUGUGCUUUAUGUUUCUGAAGUGAAUAUUAAGAACCAGCAAGACUGGGAAGUUCUGACUGCACAUGCAGAAGAUGGAGAUCUCAUUAACAGAAGAACUGUCCAGCACUUCUGUUUCUGUGUGUGAUGCUGUCACAGAAGGGAAAGAUACCUUUAUCUCCUCCAAAACUGUUUGGGAAGAGAACACAGAACUGCUGGGAGAGAGUUCAUCUUAUUGCACAUGUGAGCCAGCCAACGUGAAUGUACCUGCUUCAUCAAAUGUGAGAGAGAGCAAUGAAUUGCAUCAGCAGCAAAAGGAUAUAUCUCUGAAGAUAAUCUUGGUGAAAUGUAAGACUGGGCUUCCUGAUUCUGAGCUGCAGGGAUAUCUGAGAGGACAACUCCGUCUUCUGGAAAACGAUGACAGAAAAGCCAGGGCCAUUUUUAGUGAGUUAUCUGCCAGACUACUGUCCAUUCACAGUGAAGAUCACCUAAUAGUGGUAACGUUCUGGACCUUGGAAGAAAUCUGGAAGUUUGUAACUUAUUAUUCCCUUGGCUUUGUAAAUCACUGUAUGGAGAAUCUGUUGCUAGAUAAUUAUUUCUGGCUCUCUUCACAAGAGGAAGCAGUCGGUAUUGAUGUCCAUCUAGAUGAAGAAUGUCUUGACCUGAUAUACAGAGAUCUUUUAAUUCAAGAAGGGACCUUCUUUGUAUCUCAUCCUGAAAAUGCUGUAAGUGAGCAAAGAGUUGCAGAUGCUGGAGCUGGAAUUUACAAGCUGGCCUGGGCUGCAAUUGAGAGAGCCCCUGGAGUAACAGCAUGGGAAGACCUGUCUGAAGGUUCUUCAGUGCCCCUGAUCCCAUUUCAUCAAUGGUUCCUUAAAACAAAUGCAGACCUUCCUGAUUUUGCUAGAAAAGCUGAACCUACAGUCACCUGUCAAGUUGCCACAGGAUCUUCUGUAGCAAUUAUUAGCCAUGAAAGUGCUAUGCCUGAGGAACUCGUUUUCCAGAAGGGAGACAGAAUUGAAAUUAUUGGCUACUUUUUGCAAUGCAUGCAGUGGUUUGUGGGAAGGCAUGCCGCUACUGGUCAAGUUGGUUUUGUACAGAGCAAUCAUGUUAAACCUGACAUCUUGAAGACUACUAUAAUGGAACCGGCAUGCCUGGCUUUCUUAGAAGAAGAACAUUCUUAUACAAAAGCUCUUUUGGAAGAAAAUGUGAUAAAAUUCUUGACAGAAACAUCAAGCACUGAUAUCUGUAAUGCGUACCGAAUAGAUGGGCAAGAAGAUUUUGAGCUUUUCAAAUCUGCUGAGCAAGAGAUGUCACAUUUCUCUCUUAACAAAAACUCUUGCACAAGGAAAUACAAGGUGGAGCAAUUACUAAUGAAAGUGAAAGACUUAGAGUUGCACAAGGAGGAAGCAGAUGGCCAGAAAAGACUUGCUUUGAAUGGGGAGAAUCCUUCCAUAUCCUGGGAUCCACGUUUCUGCAUUUGCCGAGAUGGUGAAGCUUGCAAGCCAGAAAUCUAUGACUCAUUACUCUUGUUUCUGAACUGUAAAGCCUAUGAGACCAGCUUCAAAAACCUUUACGACCUCUCCUUUUCCUUUCUCAAUACCCUGUUCUAUGGCUACGAAAGUGAGGACGAACUCCUUGAUUAUCUUGGACUGGCAAGGGAAGCAGCAAAAUGGGCAAGCAUGCCAUGGGCCUUAACGAGGCUGUGCUAUCUCCUGGGGAGGAUGAGUGUCCGGAAGCUCAAAUUUUCUCAAGCUCGAGUUUAUUUUGAAGAAGCUUUGGCAGCAGUACAAGGAGAUUUUGGUGAUCCCUAUCUUAUAGCUACCCUUUAUGCAAAUCUAACGGGUAUCUACUUGAAACAGAAGAACAAGGAGAAAUGUGCAUGCAUGUUGGACAAGGCUGCUUCUUUGCUCAUGGGACUGCCCGACUAUGUCAGCAGCACAGCCUUGGAGUCGGAUAUUCUGAAGCACGCUUUGAAAAGGGCAGUCCUGAGUCGAAGCAAGGCUGCGGAAGCCAGAGCAUGCUUCCUGCUAGCAAAGCAUUAUUUGAACUUUAAACAUGGCGAGGAAGCCUUGCCUUUCCUAGAAAGGCUGCAGCUUCUGAAUAAUGACCUGGGUUUGCAAGAUAGCCUCUUGUCAGCUGACUGCUAUUUGAAACUAGGCCAACUCUACAGUAAAAAAUGUUUGCCCCACCUUAUGCUAAGCUGUGUCAAGGUUGCUUCUUCUUGCAGCUCAUGUACUUUGCUGGAGUCAUUCAGAAGCAUUGAUUUAGUACUAAAAAAUGCUCCCAGACUCCACAGUCUGGAAACUGUGGGGCAAACACCCCCCUCUCAAAUUGUACAUUAUCUCAGGCAACUGCUCCACCUGUUAGAGAUGAGCAAAUCACACCAAAAGCUGUGCAGCAUGGUUUCCUGUAACCUCUCUCUGCUUUACAGCUAUCACAAACAGUAUGGACAAGCAAUUGGCUACAUGGAAAAGGUAUUGGACACAAACCAAUAUACAAGUAUUGAAGAAAAAAUUAACCAUUUAGUUUUUCUCAGUUGGUUAUAUCUUCUCCACAAACAAAACACUGUAGCUCUGGACAUCUUAAAUGCCAUAGUAGAGUCUUCACAGAGCAGUUGUCAACAGCUUGGGGUUAUGUAUAACAUGAUUGCCAUUGGUCUGAAGCAGAUGAACGAUACAAAGGGAGCAGCUGAGAACUACUAUAAAGCUCUGAUCAUUUCAAGAGAGAUGGGAAUGAUGCAUAAUCAGGCAGUGGCUCUGGCCAAUUUUGGCAUCCUCUGUCUACAUGCAACUGCCAGAAGUCUUGGAGAGCACUUCUUAGUGGAAGCAGUGAAGCUGUUCUCUGAAUUGCCAAGUGCUGACUGUGGCAAUGAUUUUAUAGACAUCCUGCUCAGGCUAGGCUGCUCUUAUAUCAAAGGAAUUUAUAAGGAUAAGGGGAGAUGCUGUUACGAAUGGGCAUUUUUGGUGGCAAUGGAAACGAAUCAUUUGGAAGGGCAGCUCCGGGCUGUUCAGCAUCUGUGCCGCUUCUACAGUACCGUUCUUCCAGAUGAAGCUCAGUGUGUCAUCUAUAAUGAGUAUCAACUCUCCUUGGUUCGGAAAAUGUCUGACAAAGUCAUGGAGGGAGAGGUAUUGGAAACCAUCAGUCAGCUGUAUCUAUCUUUAGGCACGGAGAGGGCAUACAGAUCUGCUCUGGAAUAUACCAAAAGAAGCCUUGGGAUAUUCAUUGAUCUUCAGGCAAAAGAGAGGGAGGCACAGGCCUGGCUUCAGGCAGGAAAACUCUAUUACAAAUUGAAGCAGAACGAACUAGUAGAUCUUUAUAUCCAGGUUGCCCAAAAUGCUGCUGUGUGUACUCAGGAUCCUAAUUUAGAGAUGGAAAUGUUCGAAGCGUCAGGAGACAUAUUUUUUAAUGGUGACUGGGAAAAAGAAAAAGCAGUGCCAUUUUACAGGGACAAGGCUCUACCACUUGCUAUUAAGAUGAGGAACAGCAGCGCUGAGCUUCGACUCUUCAACAAACUGGUGGGAUUGCUGUUAACUCUAGAGGCUUAUGAGGAAUGUCUGGAAUAUGCACAAGCAUCAUUAGUGCUCAGUGUUGAUUUAGGGAAUCAGUUAAAUGAAAGAAUAGCAUAUCAUCGGCUGGCUGUUAUCCACCGUCACCUGGGUCAGUGUGAACUUGCUGAACACUUUUUUUUAAAAGCCUUGUCCCUCUGUUCUUCACCUCUUGAAUAUGAUGAGGAAGCCUUAUACUAUGUCAAAGUCUACCUUGUUCUUGGAGACAUUAUAUUCUAUGAACUAAAGGAUCCUUUUGAUGCUGCUGGAUACUAUAAUUUGGCCCUUGCAGCUGCCAUGGACUUGGGCCACAAGAAAGCUCAGCUAAAGAUUUAUACACAGCUUGCAAUAAUUUACCACAACUUCCUUGUCGACCGGGAGAUGUCUCUCUUUUUCUAUCAAAAGGCAAGAGCUUUUGCAACAGAGCUUAAUAUUCGUAGAAUAAAUCUAGCCCCUGACCAAUAUUAUAUGAGAGCGGCAACCUGGGUACCUGUGAAACAAGGCACAUGAAAAUACAACAGGGCACCUGGUGCUGGGGAGGGAGAUUAUAUUCCCUUUAGCCAAAUUGCUGGGGUGGGUGGGAGGGGACGCAGGAUUUGGAUACAGCACGAAGGUGGUUAUAUGAGAUACGCGGCACCUCAGUUCAGCUUCUCUAAGAGAGACACGAUUCUUCUCACAUCACCAAAUGUGCAACUGCAUGAGCGCCAAUGAAAGGAGUGCAAAAGGUUAUCCAUGAACUAUGGUAACUAUCAAUUUUCAUCUUACAACCAGAUUUUGGAACUGUUUAAGUACACUCUUUGAAAAUGGACAAAUCUUAAAAUAUGAUUAAAUACAAUUAAUGCGAGAAUUAAUUGAAUCAAUAAACAUGGUGACUAAAGCUUAAAAUGUUCUUGUGCUCCAAGGCCUAAUUAAUAAUGAAUUUUCUAGGAUUUGAGGAAAGGUUUGUUUAUAUAGCUAAUCCAACUAAAAUAACUGAAGCUGAAUUUCUUGUUAGCUAUUCUAUAUCUGUACAAGGAAAUAUUGAAGAUAAUUUUGCAGCCCUGAUCCUAUACUUGCAAGAUAGGGAUUUACUCACAAUUGUUAACUAGGCACAAUAUCUAUUUGCUUUUCCACUGAAUGGUCAAAAUAAUGUACAACCAACCAAUAUGUAAACAAGCUAAAAUAGAAACAGUUUAAAAUACAAUAAAGCAAACCUGACACAGCACAGCAGCAUAUAAAACUAAGGCUAAAUCCAGCAGCUUACAACUGUAGCACCUCCAGAUCUGCAGUAGUGUUUCACUCCUGAGGAUUCCAGACCAACCUCUGCUAUUACCAAGGUGAGUGUGCUGGGGUGAGCAACGUACAUUCCCUUAAAGAGCUGACAUAUGCCCUAUCACUCACCUGACUGCCCUUAUUUAGGUAAUAAAAGCAGUCUAUAAGGUCUUGGACCACAAGAGGGCACUAUAUGCCUUUUUGAGAAGAGAUUGCCAAUUGUUAAAGAUAAAAGAAGCAUGGAGAGAUUGUAAAAUGAAAACUUUUGGAAAACUGAAAGGACCCCUUCAAAUAAUCUAGUCCAUCUUCUGCAAAAACAGCAUCGUUUACCACAGAACGGAUGUGGGAGGAAAGAGAUUUGGAUGGAUGGAUGGUUGGGGCAAAGCUCUAAGAAGGAGGACUUUUUAAUGUGCAAGUGCAACCAGACACACAAACUACAGGGUUUUUUUCUUUUAAAAAGUAUAGUUAAAAGAACAUUUGUGUUGAUGAAUAAUUCAAGGCUUUCAAAUGUUGUAUGAUGUUAGAUGAUGUAAAACGGUAUUGAUAACCAUGAGAAAAGUAAAGUGAGAAGCACAGACUCCUCUACAACUCA